AUGUACAAAUUGGAGCUGGAGAAGCAGGCGAGUGCACAGGAAGUGACGCAUUUGAAGCACUUGCUGGCGAUCUCGGAGGGCAAAACGCGGGAGGUGGCGCAAGCUUUGCAGCAGUUGCAGAGCGAGGAUUAUCCGAGCAAGUUGGCACGCGUGGAGUCGGAGCUAGCACACGGGCAGCAGAUAUCAACGCUCGCUGAAAAAGACCACGAGGACUUGAAGCGAAGAUACCGAGAGUUUGGCGAACAGGUGGAGCAGUACAUGAACGAGCAGACGGAGGAAAAGGCCGCGAUUGCCUUGAAGGGUGAAGAGCGGGUAAAGCAGUUGCAGACGCAGCUGGACAGUGUUGGACGACAAGCUCAGGACGCGCUCAAGGCCAAGCAGAACGAGGUCACGCGGGCGAUGGAUCAGCUGAAAUUCAGACAAGAAGCGUUGAGCAAAGCGGAGAAGAAGAUUGCGUCGCUUUCAGACUGUGUAAAAGCGACGGAAGAUCAGCAGGUAGAGACGAGGCUGCGGCAUGAGAAGCAAAUUGGAGGCCUGGAGAAGGAGAUUAUUCACUGGCGACACGCACUCGAACAAGAGCAAGAAAAGGUUGCCAGUCUUCAGAAGGCGCUAGCGGAGAGCAAAGACAAGUACGAGCGUAAGAUUGUGGCUCUCCAAGACGCGAUAACUCGGCAAAGCCGUCAAGGGGCGCAUGAGAAGGAGCUCGAGGCUCGUACACGCUGGCAAAAUGAGUUCGUUGCGAAGCAGGACGCGCGAAUUCAGGAGCUGAAGGAGAAGUACGACAGUGCUCUGGAGAACCAACAGACGGAGCUGCUUCAAGCUCGACACAUGGCGCUGGAGACAGCGAAUGCUGCAGCGUCCACGUGGGAGAAGGCCAAGCUCGCCCAGAAAGAGGAGGAAAACUUUGAACGAAGAAGACGAGCCGAGGAUGCAGUGCGUGAGAAAGAGCGUAAGGAAGAGCAGCGAGCACUUCAAGUGGCUCAGAGGCGGAUGCAACAAGAGUUCGACGAGCGAGAGAAGCGACUUAUGGAGCGUGAAAGAGCUUUGGUGGAGAAAGAGAAACGGGAGGAGCGUCGACGACAAGAAGAGGCGAAGAAGACAGCUAUUGCGUCACCAGUAGCUGCAACACCAAGUGUCGUCGUCUUGAAUGUAAGCUCCACAGACGAGGAGGAGCUGGAAGGUGGUGAUAGCAUCCUCUUAGCGCAGCAUACUGCAGAGAUAGAAGCCAAGGAAGCUCAAGCUGCUUUGCGGGCGGAAGAGAGGGUGCAGAAACUCAUGCGGGAGUUCCAGGAACGCAAGGAAUCCGAGUUUCGGGCGGCGAUGGUGAACGUGAGGAGAGGCAUUCAAAGACUGGAAAUCUCUCUAAAUGAAGCAAGAGCAGAGAAGAAACGGAUUGAAGAGCAGCUACUGGGUGAGCGUCAGGCUUUCGCUGCUCUCAAGAACGAGUAUGGAGAAUCCAAGGAGGCCAAGCGCACGAUCGCGCAGAGACUGGAGGAAGCGAACGAGAAUGUCGGCAGGCUUCGUACUGUAGUAAGUGACCUGCAAGCCAAGUGUCACUCUCUAGAGGAACAGUGUAAGACUGCAGGCAUCCAGAAAGAAGAGAGCCAGGCUGUGGCUGCUAGUGCUCAGAAAUCCAACGAGAGUCUCCGUGAGCAGCUUGCGCGUCUUACUGAAGCGGCUGCUCGUCUUGAGAACUCUCUGGACACGUCAGUGGAGUCAAGCGAGCAGUCGAAGAAGGAAUUGCUGGACCGGAUUGCUGUACUCGAGCACCAUGUUCAAGCUCGGGAAGAGCAUUUCGAAGCGGAAAUAUCGGCUAUUGAGAUGGAAAACAACCGCGAGCUGCGUAAUGUGUCUUCGCAGUAUGAUACGCAGCUGCGCAAACUCCAGGAAACGAUUGACAGGGCACAACAGAGACACUCGGAACAAGAAGCGAAGGCCAAUCAAUUGGAAUUGUCGGUACGCGAGUUGACGGCUGCGAAGGAUUCUUUGGAGACAUUGGUGGAAAAUAUGAAGACCGAGAGUUUGAAGCAGCGCAAGGAUUUUGCUGAUCUAUCGCGAAUGCACAAGAACCUCACGGACUCAAUGAAUGGCCGAGUAGAUGCUGCAAAUCAAGCUCUGGAAGACGAGCGAAGUCAGCGUGUUACUGCUGAAAUGAGAGCUCUAAAGGCUGAAAAGCUUGCGGAGCGAGUCAAGAUUGAGCGAGAGAAAUGUCUGAGAGCGUAUCGCCAAAGUCUUCAGCAGCUGGCACGUGAGUUGAAGGACGUUCGCAAAGGUGUUUCGAGUGACAUGCAGGUUGGGUGGGUGCACUGGCAGAAGGAGCUCACUUUGGCAGGCGUUGAGUGGAAGAAGCGCACAGCUGAGCUGCUGCAGGAGGCUGAUGCAGUGUGGACACGCAGAGCCAAGCAGGACAAACAACAGUGGAAGAAGCUUAUGAGUCAGAAGGACAAGGAGAUGGAUGGACUGCUUUCAAGUCAACGUGUCAACGAUCAGGUCAAAUACGACCAAGUUGUUGCCAGACUGGAGAAGAAGUCGAGAGAGCUGGAGGAGCUGGAGUCCCGACUUACGACCGCAGUGGAUCUAAAUUCUGACUUAGAACGAGCGUUGCAGAAGCUUGAAGAGGAAAAUAGGCUUCGGUUGGUCGAUCUGUCGAACCUUCAAGAGCGAUUGUCUGUUGCACAGGCUGCUACGCAACAAGAAAGGGAAGAAAAGGAGCGAGUGAAUGCUCUCUUGAAGACGCAGAAAGCCAUGUGUGAAAGAUACCGCAGUUUUGCUGCUUCUCUGGCUGAACAGGGAGGAGCAGAACUUACAGACAAUGUGCUGAGCGACGCGAGAGCUGAGCAUGAGGACGAUCAAUCUGCUUGGAAUCUACGCGUGUUCUCUGAUGAUCUGGCCAAGCUGGCGACGCGUCUUCAAGAAACGCAAGCACAAGCGAUUCGUAAGGCCAUUGCAGAGGCGACGGUGGACACGAAGGAAGGCGUGAGUGGCCCGCUGUUGUCGGAGCUGGAAGCUGCAAAGAAUGCGUUGAAGUUUUUGUGGAACGAGAAAACUGGUGCCGAUGAUAGAGAGUAUGACGGUCACCUUCCAUGGUAUGCUCGCACAGCCAGGACGGUUAAGAAAGAGAGAGAAGCACACGAACAAAUGCUGUCGGCAAUACAACGAGAUAUCGCAGCGAAAGAAGCGGAGAAGAUAAAAAUAUUGGACAGCAAAGUGAAGUGGCAAGAGGCGAACAACCUGCUUCGUUUCGAGAAGGAUACGCUGCUGCGAGAGAUGGAUCUGCUUCAACAAACACUGCAAAAGCGAAAAGAGCAAGAGCUUCUGGAACUCCGAGCGGAGUAUGACGUGCGGAUCGAGCAGCUGAAACAGCGCCACGAUCGCGUAAUUAUCAGAUCGGACCAGGACUUGGAGACUGCCAUGGGCCAACUGAGGGAUAUGCUGGAGUCGGAACGACGAGCUACCAGUCAUGCGAAGAACGAGCUUAUGGAGUCGAAAAUGGCGUUAGAGCGGGCUGAAGAAGACUUAAAAGAAGCGCAGCAAAAGCUUGACAAGGAGACGGAUGAACUUCGAGAAAUGGCCAGCAAGUGGAAGCGGAAGGCCAAGUUAGCCACGAAGAACGGAGGCACUGGAAUGUCAUCACAGGCGAAUUUGCACAUGUCAUCGUCGUCUCUCGGAACAGAAGAAGACUCGGACGCGUCGUACCGCAUGAUGUACCCGCAGUCGCGACGAGCAUCGAACGCCAUGGCAGACUUAUCGAACCUGAUGGAACAAUCCCUCGUGAGUAUCCGGAAGGAAUCGCUGGUGCCUCCGACUACACGGCACCGAUAGACACUAGCAGUCGCUACUGUACAUUUAUAAAAAAUCUAGCCAUAUUGAAAACACGCGCA
This is a messenger RNA of Phytophthora infestans T30-4, 3881 nucleotides long. RefSeq lists its product as uncharacterized. The record is from RefSeq and is a predicted model, not a curated record. NCBI's taxonomy places the organism in Eukaryota, Oomycota, Peronosporomycetes, Peronosporales, Peronosporaceae. The transcript has 6 exons. The coding region runs from base 1 to 3822 and encodes 1273 amino acids.